UGAAUACUGUCCUGCCAGCUGUGGUCAUGUGGGCAGAAUUGAUGAAUACUGUCCUGCCAGCUGUGGGCAGAAUUGAUGAAUAUUGUCCUGCCAGCUGUGGUCAUAAUUGAUGAAUAUUGUCCUGCCAGCUGUGGUCAUGUGGGCAGAAUUGAUGAAUACUGUCCUGCCAGCUGUGGUCAUGUGGGCAGAAUUGAUGAAUACUGUCCUGCCAGAUGUGGUCAUGUGGGCAGAAUUGAUGAAUACUGUCCUGCCAGCUGUGGUCAUGUGGGCAGAAUUGAUGAAUACUGUCUUGCCAGCUGUGGUCAUGUGGGCAGAAUUGAUGAAUACUGUCCUGCCAGAUGUGACCAUGUGGACAGAAUAGAUGAAUACUGUCCUGCCAGAUGUGGUCAUGUGGACAGAAUAGAUGAAUACUGUCCUGCCAGCUGUGGUCAUGUGGGCAGAAUAGAUGAAUACUGUCCUGCCAGCUGUGAUCAUGUGGACAGAAUAGAUGAAUACUGUCCUGCCAGCUGUGAUCAUGUGGACAGAAUAGAUGAAUACUGUCCUGCCAGCUGUGAUCAUGUGGACAGAAUAGAUGAAUACUGUCCUGCCAGAUGUGAUCAUGUGGACAGAAUAGAUGAAUACUGUCCUGCCAGAUGUGAUCAUGUGGACAGAAUAGAUGAAUACUGUCCUGCCAGCUGUGAUCAUGUGGGCAGAAUUGAUGAAUACUGUCCUGCCAGAUGUGACCAUGUGGGCAGAAUUGAUGAAUACUGUCCUGCCAGAUGUGACCAUGUGGGCAGAAUUGAUGAAUACUGUCCUGCCAGAUGUGACCAUGUGGGCAGAAUUGAUGAAUACUGUCCUGCCAGAUGUGACCAUGUGGACAGAAUUGAUGAAUACUGUCCUGCCAGAUGUGACCAUGUGGGCAGAAUUGAUGAAUACUGUCCUGCCAGAUGUGACCAUGUGGACAGAAUUGAUGAAUACUGUCCUGCCAGAUGUGACCAUGUGGGCAGAAUUGAUGAAUACUGUCCUGCCAGCUGUGGUCAUGUGGACAGAAUUGAUGAAUACUGUCCUGCCAGAUGUGACCAUGUGGGCAGAAUAGAUUAA
Molecule: messenger RNA, 1080 nt
Organism: Oncorhynchus keta (chum salmon)
Lineage: Eukaryota; Metazoa; Chordata; Actinopteri; Salmoniformes; Salmonidae
Product: tenascin-like
Exons: 2
Coding region: 76-1080 (334 amino acids)
Source: RefSeq, a predicted model, not a curated record